AAUAUGGCUGCUGCCUACGAACUUCCUUCCUUUUUUUCCCUGGCGCUACGUAGAGACGCUGCGCCGGAAGUACAAGCGAGCCGGUGACCGGAAGCGACUGGGAGAGACUUCAGUGUUCAGAUCCCAAGGGAACCUGCUGUGAGAAGCGAUGGCAUCGCUGGGCACCAGCGGUCAGUCUGUUACAGAGUAUGUUGUGCGUGUCCCCAGGAACCCGAGUAAGAGAUACAGUCUCAUGGCAUUUAAUGCUGCUGACAAAGUGGAUUUCUCCACAUGGAACCAGGCUCGCAUGGAACGCGACCUGAGUGCCAAAAAGAUGUAUCAGGAAGAGGAGAUGCCGGAAUCUGGGGCUGGCAGUGAGUAUAACCGCAAACAGAGGGAGGAAUCCAGGAGGAAGAAAUAUGGGAUCAUUUUAAGAGAGUUCAAAGUAGACGACCAGCCCUGGAUUCUGAGGGUGAAUGGCAAGGCAGGACGCAAGUAUAAAGGUGUGAAGAAGGGUGGAGUGACGGAAAAUGCCUCUUACUUCAUCUUCACACAGUGCGCAGAUGGAGCAUUUGAAGCAUUUCCAGUCUCCAACUGGUAUAAUUUCACUCCAGUUGCCAAACAUCGCACGCUGACAGCUGAGGAGGCCGAGCAGGAGUGGGAAAGACGCAACAAAGUACUCAAUCAUUUCACCAUUAUGCAGCAGCGUCGCCUGAAGGACCAGGUGGGAGAUGAAGAUGAAGACGAGGAAGGUGGAGGAAAAUUGGAAAAAGGAGGAAAAGGCAAGAAAAAGAAGAAAAAAAGUGACCUUAAAAUCCACGAUCUAGAGGAUGACCUUGAAUUGAGCUCCACUGAAAGCGAGAACAGUGAUGAGGAGGGAGAGAGUCGCAAAAAACCCCAAAAGAAAGUUCCGGCCAAGGGGGGUAAGAAGAAGAAGCGGAAGUCUGACGACGAGGCUCUGGAGGACAGUGACGAUGGGGACUUUGAGGGACAGGAAGUAGAUUACAUGUCCGACGAGAGCAGCUCUGAUGAAGAGUUGCCAGGGAAGAUCAAACCUGCCAAAGAGGAGGAAGGCCCUAAAGGAUUAGAUGAGCAGAGUGAGAGCAGUGAGGAGAGCGAGGAGGAAAAGGCUGAGGAAGAAGAAGGAGAAGAAGAGAAGAAGGCCCCCACCCCGCAAGAUAAUAAGAAAAAGAAGAAAGGAGACAGCAGUGAUGAAUCGGAGACAUCUGAGGACAGCGAUAUUGAUGGAGCUUCAUCGUCCCUCUUUAUGCAGAAAAAGAAGACCCCGCCCAAGAAGGAUAAGAAAGGGGGCUCCAACAGCAGCUCUAGAGGGAACAGCAGACCAGGAACCCCAUCUCCAGACACAGGAAACACAUCCAGCACCCUGAGAGCUGCAGCAAGUAAACUAGAACAAAGCAAACGAGGAACAGUCUCGAACACUCCUGCGGCGAAACGUCUCAAGAUGGAAGCGGGGCCGCAGAACACUUCUGGCAAAUCCACUCCUCAGCCACAGUCUGGGAAGUCUACCCCCAGCAGCGGGGACAUUCAGUUGACAGAGGAAGCUGUUCGCCGGUACUUGACCCGCAAGCCCAUGACAACUAAAGACCUUCUGAAGAAAUUCCAAACCAAAAAGACAGGUCUGAGCAGUGAGCAAACAGUGAAUGUGCUGGCCCAGAUCCUAAAGAGACUGAACCCAGACCGGAAGGUUGUGCACGACAAGAUGCACUUUUACCUUAAGGAGUGACCUGCUUGUGCAUCACACACUGCAGGCACCUGUAUAUUUGUAUAGAGUAUGUACACACAGCCCCUACAGAGAACUGCGCAGCACAUUGUGUGCAACUGUCAGUGCAUGAGUGUGGGGCUGUGACAGUUGGGUGCAGCUGCCAGUUGUGGACAUUAGUGAAUGGUUUUUCUAAUGGGUUUAGGACCAAGAGCCACAUGUUAAAGGUAAAAAUAAAGUUGUGUGUUUUUUUAGUA
This is a messenger RNA of Xenopus laevis (African clawed frog), 1956 nucleotides long. RefSeq names its product general transcription factor IIF subunit 1 L homeolog (gene gtf2f1.L). Gene Ontology annotation, molecular function: TFIIF-class transcription factor complex binding; DNA binding; RNA polymerase II general transcription initiation factor activity. Gene Ontology annotation, cellular component: nucleus; transcription factor TFIIF complex. Gene Ontology annotation, biological process: positive regulation of transcription by RNA polymerase II; transcription initiation at RNA polymerase II promoter; positive regulation of transcription elongation by RNA polymerase II. NCBI's taxonomy places the organism in Eukaryota, Metazoa, Chordata, Amphibia, Anura, Pipidae. The coding region runs from base 149 to 1723 and encodes 524 amino acids. The record is from RefSeq and is a predicted model, not a curated record. The transcript is spliced from 14 exons.